AUGGAAACAAAUAUACCUUUAGAAAAUGCUUCCCUGCUAGAUGGAAAUAUUGACCGAAGUGAUGUGCAGUGUCUCGGACAUAUGACUAGUAGUAUGGUCCCGUUGAUUUUAUUCGAGCAAUGCACUGUUUAUGCCAUGGCUUGUAACAAGAGAUUGAAUUUUUCUCGUCUCUUCUUUAAUAAGAUGUUUGAAUUCAUCACUGGGAACAAGAAGCCAACCUAUGUUCCAUAUCCUCGUUGGCUUGCAUUAAUCUUAGCUCAUGUUGGUGAGGGUUAUAAUGUCAACCAUGUAAUUUCUUUUCAGAUCCCAUCUCUUUCACUAAAAAUCAUCUCUAGCCCUAUUAAUGGAGAUGCUAAUUUGACUAUGUAUAUGGAAAAUUUGGUUGUACAUCCUUAUGAGGUGGAAGAUUCUUAA
Lactuca saligna is the source of this 414-nucleotide messenger RNA. The record is from the annotation of a GenBank genome assembly. Lineage: Eukaryota; Viridiplantae; Streptophyta; Magnoliopsida; Asterales; Asteraceae.